AUGUACAGUAAAACCUCGUUUAUCCGGCCUUCGAUCAACCGAAUCUCCGCGUUAUCCGAGCCACCGGACUUAUCCGAGCACUCCGCGUUAACCGAGCUGUGCGCUCGGAUAAUACGGAAAAACUCGGAUGAAACGGAUGACGCUUCGCUGCUAUGCGAUGCGCGCGAAAAGCGAAAAAAAGUCGUCGUGAGUGUAGAGAAAAAGUUGGAAGCAAUUAGAAGAUUGGAUAGAGGAGAAAUCAUUCGCAAUGUCGCGGCUGAUUAUGGUGUUGGAGAGACCACCGUUGGCGAUUGGCGUCGAAAUCGAUCUAAUUUAGAGCAAUUUGCAAUAAAAUCGGACGGUGCGAUGACUAGUCGUAAAACGAUGAAACCGGCAGAGUAUGAUAAAGUUGAUAAAGCUUUAUUUCUAUGGUUCACUCAAAUGAGAGAAAAGGGACUGCCAGUAUCAGGCUCCAUUUUACAGGCAAAGGCCAUGAUGCUUGCAAAGCAGUUUCCCGACGAAAGCGAAACUUUUACGGCAAGUUGCGGAUGGCUCGACAGAUGGAAGAAAAGACACGCUAUUCGUCAGUUAAGCAUCUGUGGCGAAAAAAUGUCAGCUGAUGAAGGCGGAUUGAAUGAAUUUAAAGAAGAAUUUAAUAAGCUUGUAGAGGAAGAAGGAUACUUGCGGGAUCAAAUUUAUAACUGCGACGAGACUGGUCUGAAUUUUCGAAUGAUGCCUUCUAAAACAUUGGCCUCGCGAGAAGAAGCGGUUGCUCCGGGGUACAAAAAGAACAAAGAAAGGGUCAGCAUUUUAGCAUGCAGUAACGCGUCCGGUACACACAAACUUCCGUUGAUGUGUAUCGGGAAAUCGGCUAAACCGAGAGCAAUUAAACACAUCAAACCGGAAGCCUUGCCAGUUUACUACGCGCAUCAAAAGAGUGCUUGGAUGAGUCGCGAUCUUUUCCAAAAAUGGUUUUUCGAACAAUUCGUCCCUUCGGUUGAGAGAUUUUUGAACAAAAAUGGUCUUCCAAGAAAAGCUAUUUUGUUACUCGACAACGCUCCAUCACACCCGAACGAGUCGGUUCUCAGAAGUGACAAUAUAAUUGUAAAAUUUUUUCCACCGAAUGUAACCUCUAUUGGACAACCAAUGGAUCAAGGCGUACUCGAGACUUUCAAACGUCAUUAUCGACGUUUUUUGUUGCAAGAAAUUCUGGAAAAAAGUGCCGCGGGUAGUACUCUUAAAGAAUGUUUGUUAGCAAUAAAUAUGAAAAGUGUUAUUUACUGGUCAGCUCAAGCUUGGGAUGCUGUCCAAAGGCUUACGCUUGAAAGAUCAUGGGCAAAAAUCUUGUGUUCUAACAAUCAAAGCGAUAAAAUAGCAGACGAUGUAGAUCUACAUAGCAUCAUGGAGCAGAUUCCUGGUUGUGAAAACGUCGAAAGAAACGAUACUGAGGAAUGGGUUCAUGGUGACGAUUGUGAAGAAGAACUUACAGACGACGAAAUUGGCCAACUCGUAAAUUUUGGAGAAGAGAUCGCGGAUGAUAUAGAAGACGGCGAAGCGGAAGAAAGUCCGGUAAUCAGCCACGAAGGAUUAAAUGCGCUUGAACUAGCUCUCAAAUAUAUCGAGGAACAGCCGGAAAGUACUGCAAGUGAUCUCUUAUUGAUGAAACGAUGGCGAGAUAUUGCAGCUAAAAAACAAAUGAGCAGGUUGAAGCAGUGCUCUAUCACUGACUUUCUUAAACCACGUUUGUAA
This is a messenger RNA of Nylanderia fulva, 1728 nucleotides long. The record is from RefSeq and is a predicted model, not a curated record. NCBI's taxonomy places the organism in Eukaryota, Metazoa, Arthropoda, Insecta, Hymenoptera, Formicidae.